Oryctolagus cuniculus (rabbit) is the source of this 6579-nucleotide messenger RNA. RefSeq names its product SH3 domain containing ring finger 3 (gene SH3RF3). Gene Ontology annotation, molecular function: protein binding. NCBI's taxonomy places the organism in Eukaryota, Metazoa, Chordata, Mammalia, Lagomorpha, Leporidae. The record is from RefSeq and is a predicted model, not a curated record.
UACGUACUUCCGUUGCUCUGACGCUCGCAGAAGCCGGGGCGUCAGGAGCGAGAGCGCCAAUUCCCCCGCCUCUGCGCCUCCCGAGGAGAAAUUGGAGCGGGGUUCGCGACACCGCGCCGGGCAGGCGCUGGAGCCCCUCGCGCUGCGCCGCCAAGGGCGCGGCGCGGAGCCGGGCGCCGGCUGAAGGGGUGCGGGCGCGGCGGGCAGCGGCGCCAGCCUCGGACCCGCGACUCUGGGCGAGGGCGGGCUCCUCCCGGGAGGAGCCGGAGCCGGAGCCGGAGCAGCAGGCCCCGGGGCGUCCCCGCCAACCAGAGCGCCUUCCCCGCCUGACUCACGGGCGUCCCCACACCCACAGCCGCAGCUCCCGGGCUGUCACUUCUGCGCGCCGCCUGGAGCGGGGCCGGGGCCGGGAGCGCUCCGGGAAGUCGUCGGGGAGGAUGCCCGGGCGCCGGUUGUGUCCGGGAGCUGCUGGCCGGCGCUGGCGAAGGCGGCAGUCGGGAUAAGGCUGCCCAAACUUUCCUUCUUAGCGGCGUUGGAAGAAGCGUCCCGCUCCGAGGCUCGCGGAGAGCCCCGAGAAGACGGGGGCGCCCGGAGGUGCCUGGGCCGAGCCUGCGCAGGCGGCGUUCUCGGGAGCCCUGGAGGUGGCCGAAGGGGCAGGGCCAGUUGCCGGCGUGCGUCCAGGCACAAGGAGGUCCAGCGGGCCCGACGCCUCCUUCCCCGCGCCCCACCGCGACCGUGACCUCCGCGCACCCGCCGCACACGUGCUCGCGGCCAAGGAAGAGGAACUGUCCGGUUGACCCGGAGGAGGCAGCGGCUCGCGGGCAGGCCAGAGGCGCAUGGAGGCGCCGCGGGGGCGGCGCGGCUGGCCAGCGGCGCGGGGGAGCGCGCACGCCGCGCCCCGGCCUCCCCGGGGACCUGGCCGGCCGCUGCCCGCACUUCCUGCAGCUUGCGGCUGCUUGGAGGAGCGCGGAGCCCGCUGAGCGUGCGCCAGACGCGUGGCGGGACAGGUGUAGCCCGGAGCCUCGGGCGCCACGCUCAGAAGGGCUGGGCGGGCUCGACUGGCCCGGAGUUGGCUUGCCGCUCGCGGAACUCCUGUCCCCGCCACGCAGGCCGGGCGGCCCGGCACUUGCGGCGAGGAGAGUCGCGGCGGUCGCACCGGCGCGGUCCUGAUGCCCGCUGCCCGCGGCGGGCCCCGCGCCGGCCCCAGGACCUAGCCGAGCGCGGUCGCUCCCGGCGCCUCCCCCCAUGCUGCUCGGAGCGUCCUGGCUGUGCGCGUCCAAGGCGGCCGCCGCUGCAGCGCAGAGCGAGGGAGACGAGGACGGCCCGGGCGAGCGGCGGCGGCGGCGGGCGGCGGGCGAGGACAUGGACGAGUCGUCGCUGCUGGACCUGCUGGAGUGCUCCGUGUGCCUGGAGCGCCUGGACACCACGGCCAAGGUGCUGCCGUGCCAGCACACCUUCUGCCGCCGCUGCCUGGAGAGCAUCGUGUGCUCGCGCCACGAGCUGCGCUGCCCCGAGUGCCGCAUCCUGGUGGGCUGCGGCGUGGACGAGCUGCCCGCCAACAUCCUGCUAGUGCGCCUGCUGGACGGCAUCCGCCAGCGGCCGCGUGCGGGCGCGAGUCCCGGCGGCAGCCCGCCCGCGCGCCCCGGCCCGGGCCCCAGUGCAGCCCCGGCCCUCGCCGGCGGCGGGGGCGGCGCGGCCGGCAGCGCCCCGGGCUCCCCAGUCUUUCUCCCCGCAGCUGCGGGCAGCGCCGCGGCCGGCCUGUGCGAACUGGUGACCAGCAGGAGCGCGCCCGUGGCCAAGAAUCUCUCCCAGCCUCCCUACGGCAAAGCCCUCUACAGCUACGAGGGGAAGGAACCCGGGGACCUCAAGUUCAACAAGGGGGACCUCAUCGUCCUGCGGCACAAGGUGGAUGAGCACUGGUACCACGGCGAGCUGCGUGGCGCCCAGGGCUUCCUCCCAGCCAGCUACGUCCAGUGCGUCCGGCCCUUGCCGCAGGCCCCACCGCAGGGCAAGGCACUUUAUGAUUUCGAGAUGAAGGACAGAGAUCAAGACAAGGACUGCCUGGCCUUUACCAAGGAUGAAAUUUUGACCGUCAUCCGAAGAGUGGACGAUAACUGGGCAGAAGGAAUGCUUGGGGACAAGAUUGGCAUCUUCCCCCUGCUGUACGUGGAGCUCAACGACUCCGCCAAGCAGCUCAUUGAGAUGGACAAGCCGUGCCCAGCCGCUGCGUCUGGCUGUGACGCCUCCUUGCCCUGUGACGCCGGCGCUGUGGCCACCGCGGCCCCGGGCCCCGCCGUGAGCAGCUCAGGGGCGGUCAGUGCCUUUCAGCGGCGUGUGGACAGCAAGAAGAAUACCAAGAAGCGCCACUCCUUCACGGCGCUCAGCGUGACGCACAAAUCCUCACAGGCCGCCAGCCACAGGCAUUCCAUGGAGAUCAGCGCCCCGGUGCUGAUCAGCUCCAGCGACCCCCGGGCUGCGGCCAGGAUCGGGGACCUGGCUCACCUGUCUUGUGCCGCUCCCCUCCAGGAUUCCUCCUCGGCUGGACCCGCCCCCUCGGCCGUCCCUCGAGCCGCCACCGUGGCUGGAGAGCACAGCACAUCUCCCAAAGUCCAGCUCCCCCUCAACGUGCACCUGGCGCUGUACGCCUACAAGCCCCAGAAGAAUGACGAGCUGGAGCUGCGCAAGGGCGAGAUGUACCGGGUGCUGGAGAAGUGCCAGGACGGCUGGUUCAAGGGCGCGUCCCUGAGGACCGGCCUCUCCGGGGUGUUUCCCGGCAACUACGUGACGCCCGUGUCCAGGGUUCCUGUAGGAGCGGCAGGGCCUCCCCGGAAUAAUGGGGUCGGAGGGUCUCCACUGGCCAAAGGGAUGGCCACAACCAUGCACCCCGGCGGUGGGAGCCUGAGCAGUCCGGCCACUGCCACCAGGCCCGCCCUGCCCCUCACCACGCCGCAGGCCCACGCCCAGCACCUGGCAGCCUCCCCACCGGCCGGCAGCUGCCUGCGGCACAUGGCCCAGCCGACGGCCAGCCAGGCCCGGAGCACCAUUCCAACAGCUCCAGCUGCCCACUCUUCGGCCCAGGCUCAAGACCGACCCACUGCCACCGUGUCGCCCCUGCGCACCCCAAACUCUCCGUCCCGCCUGCCUGCCACCAGCCUCAGGCCCCGCUCCGUUGCGUCCCCGCAGCACGGCCACCAGCCCCCAGCGCAGGUGUGCCCCCGGCCGGCCAUCCCUCUCUCGUCCGCAGCCUCAGCCAUCACACCUCCCAACGUCAGUGCGGCCAACCUCAACGGGGAGGCCAUCAGUGGCCUGUGCAUGUCCAGCCCCACCAACACAGGGUGCAAAGCCGAUGAGAAGAAAAAUGAAAAGAAAGAGAAGAAGAGCGGGCUGUUGAAGCUGCUGGCCGGGGCGUCCACCAAGAAGAAGCCGCGCUCCCCGCCGUCCGUCUCUCCGACCCACGACUCCCACGUGGCCGUGGAUGCCGUGCUGCAGGGCGCGGUGGGACCAGAAGUGUCCUCGCUGUCCGUCCACGGCAGGGCUGGCUCUUGCCCCAUAGAGAGCGAGAUGCGAGGGGCCAUGGGGCUGGAGCCGCUGCACAGAAAGGCUGGAUCCUUGGAUCUCAACUUCUCCUCGUCCCCUUCCCGGCAGGCAUCUCUGUCCAUGGUUGCCAUCCGGCCGGAGCCCAAGCCAUUGCCCAGCGAGAGGUACCGCGUCGUGGUCUCCUACCCGCCCCAGAGCGAGGCGGAGAUCGAGCUGAAGGAAGGCGACGUCGUGUUCGUGCACAAGAAGCGUGAGGACGGCUGGUACAAGGGCACGCUGCAGCGCAACGGCCGCACCGGCCUCUUCCCGGGCAGCUUCGUGGAGAGUUUCUGAGGACUGGGGCCCUGCACCCCGCUCACACCAAGCGGCGGCACGAGGUCCCUCCUGAGGCACCUGGCGGGGGCCACCCUGGACUGGGGCAGGGUUGGGGGUGUGGAGGUCGCGCCUUGGCCCAGACGCCUGGCUGAGGGUGGGCCUGGGUGCUUAGGUGCUGUGUGAGUCCUGGGAGCACGCAGGCUCCUGCACGGGCAGGGAGCUGCAGCCGCCUUGGGCACUCGCAAGCUGGCUGGGGCCAAGGGCCUUAGGGAACAUCUCUUCGGGCUGUCCUGGGCCGCGCGGUGGGGGUCCAGCAUCCCAGGCAGUCUCUAUAUACCUCAGGCACCUGCCACGGCCCAGGCGGGCCUCACCUGGGGAGGGCCCCCCAAGCGCUUUGGCGCGAGGCCGCUGCGGGUGGCCAGAGCGCAGUCCCACAUGGCUUUGUCUCCUGCCAGGAUUCUAAGCAACACUUUUGUUUUUGCCACCACUGUCCCUUGCUUCUUUCUUACAACAUCUUUUUAACAUAAAGCUGUUAGACUUUAUAUAUUUCUAAUAGGUCAGACAUUGCCUAUUUUCAUACAUCUGGUGCUGCCUUUUUUGUAAAACGAGUAAUGACUUGGUUGAGCUUGAAAGAAACAUGUCUGAGGCGACAUCAAAGGGGCAGGGAUUUUAUAUUUACCAUAUGAAUUCUGGAGCCCACUGGGAAGCCCAGUGCUGGGAGCUGGCCUUGGCUGGGCUCCGCGGGGCGGGAGCUGGCCCGUGUGGGUGGUUGAGAACCCAUUCUUUUAAGCCCUUACCAAAACCCUGCAGUCUGUCUAGACAGUGGUGAUUAUUAUUCAAGAACUGGAAACCUGUCAAGGGAAGGCCACUCUAAUUGCCCUAGUGUGUGGCAGUAAAAAGGACACGCAGUCAGCCCGAGCCUGGGGAGGCAGUCUUCCUGUCGCUGCCUCAGAGAGCAUGAUUGCAAUUACAGUCGCUCUCAAAACGGGAGUCCCGGUUACCAACGUGUGCGGUUUUUACCGCACUUCCGAUCCCCACCUUGCAAAGGUUUCCCUCUUCUUUUUAAAAAAUGCACGGCUGCUCCCUCUCGGGUAGCACUAAGCCGUCCUGUGCUGGAGAGCAGAGUGGGACGCAGGCUCCAGGCGCAGAGUCCGGGGCCUGCGCAGGGAGAGGAGCGAGGAGGAGAGGCUUGGAUCUACGGCUCUCCCCGAAGCGGGGCUGAAGGAUUCGUGUUCGUUAGCACGCGGGCUCUCUACCCGCAGAAAACAGACAGCGGAGCCCUGUCUUGAGUCAGAUUUGUUCUUGGGACCCACAGCUAAAGAAUACAUUUUGGUCAUCUCAAAGGCACAGCCCCUCUCUCUACAUGUGUUUUUACGGAAACCACCCAAACGUUAAAUGGCCUGAACAAAUUAGCCCCUGACAGAAGAGGAUCCGCUGGUUUUCAGGGCUGCGGUCACGUGCACAGGGAGCACGCGCUCUCGAGGGGCGUGGAGCCUUUGGAACCGGCUUGGUGGUUCUCAGAUCCUGUCUGGGCAUGUGGCCGGCUGGCUGUUCCUUCCAGGUGGCCCCCGCUGGGGGCUCCCUCCUGGACAAAGGCUCUUUUCCUCCCUGCAGAUGAGAGCAGGUGCAGUCAACCCGAGGCGUCUGUGCUGAGCAGAGAAGAAACACUUGUGGCUUAAGCAGAGCAGCCCUGUGCUGGCUCAGUGACAACCAGGAGAUGUCACCAUCAUUGCCAGAUCGGUCGCCCACCAAGCACAAAAGUCCCAUGCGUUUUUAAAAUUCCCGUUGUCAGCCAGCAGGUGCAUUGACGCCCUGAGUGAAACACAGCAAGACCAGAACCUACUCAGGUCUCAAGAUUAUAAGAAGUCUUUAUGGUUUUCAAGAGAGCAGUUGCCAAGCCUCAGGGGGACUGGCUCAGGCCUCCUCUCUCCUCCCAGGCUCAGCCCAGGCCGGGUGCUCAGAGCAGGACUAUGUUCAGCACCCCGGGAUGGGGCGGCUGCCGUCCUCCUGGCCCAGCACCCCGGCCCAUGGUGGAAGUGGGGCUGGUAUCAAGGUGCCUUUGGGAGACAUCAGCUGGCCUUUCUCGUGGCAAGGUCAAGGGUGAGCGUGGGCACUGCUUCAGAAAGGAGGAGGACGCCGGGGGCCCCGCCAGCACCAGGGCUUGCUCUCCGGCCAGGCCGGAGCGUCGACGGGCUGACGGAGAGCAGGGGAGCGUGCACCUGGCCGUGCAUGGGUGGAAUCUUUGGGCUAAGUUCAAGGCCCUGAGCCAUCAGGACAGUGCAGCCCCACAGACGGGGGAGAACCAGCCCUUUCCCUCAGGCUUUGAAGGGCACACAGGUUUGGGCUGCCCACAUGACACCAGCUCCUUGUUGGAACCUGGCCCUGCACGUGCACGGCUUAGCUAGCAGGACAUUUCGGAGGCAUGGAGAUGGGUGGGGGCAGGGAGUCCACAGCCAUGAUGGGAGGGUUGGCUUAUGCCCGGGAGACAGCCAGGCCUACCGAGGGCCUCUGGAUGGCGGGCAGCGGGCACAGAGGCGACGCGGGGCCGGCGCUCCGAACCGAGCCCAGCUGAGUGACUGGGAAACCCCUCGUACUUUGCACAGUUCACACACUCACCCCGAUGUUUCUGUUAUACACAAAUGUCAGCGUGUGGUUUUAGAAGAAUUGACAGUGAUGACAAACCCUGAUGCCUGUGUUUCUGAGUCUUUCAAUAAAAUUGAACAUGGA